Messenger RNA from Abrus precatorius (Indian licorice), 1288 nucleotides. Its product is annotated as urease accessory protein D. Lineage: Eukaryota; Viridiplantae; Streptophyta; Magnoliopsida; Fabales; Fabaceae. The coding region runs from base 136 to 1044 and encodes 302 amino acids. The record is from RefSeq and is a predicted model, not a curated record. The transcript is spliced from 9 exons. Gene Ontology annotation, molecular function: nickel cation binding.
GCGUGCGGAAUUUACUCACCUGCUUGCUCUACGACUCGGGUGUCUUCUGACCAGCUUGCCACGCAUCUGACGCUGCUCUUUCAUCCCAACUCUCAGCACAGGACAUGAUCAUCUAUUGACAGUAGAGUGAGAAGAAUGAGUAAUGGUGAGGGAGACAAAGAAAUGGAAAUGUGUUCAGUGAUUGUUGAAAAAGUGAGAGGCAGAUCAUCAGUUAUAAACUGCUUAUCAAGAUAUCCCCUCAAGUUCAUCAUACCAAAAAAGGUGGGUUCUUCCAAAACUGAUGCUGUCUGGGUAUAUGCACUCAAUUAUGGAGGUGGACUUGUAUCUGGAGAUCAUAUUUCAUGCAAGUUUUCUGUGGGAGAUGCUUGUACCAUGGUGUUAGCCACCCAAGGUUCCACUAAGGUCUACAAAUCUGUGGGAUCUAAGUGUUCUAAUCAAAUUUUGGAGGCUAGAGUUGGAAGUGAUGCACUUUUAGCCAUCAUUCCAGAUCCAGUGACAUGCUUUUCCACUGCAAGAUACUAUCAGAAACAAGUCUUCAGUGUGUCUUUAGACUCAAAUUUGGUAAUUGUUGAUUGGAUUACAAGUGGGCGCCAUGAAAGUGGAGAAAAAUGGGAAUUUGAUCUAUAUAGAAGCACCAAUAAUAUAUUCUUAGAAGAUGGUCAACCUUUAUUCCUGGAUACGAUGUUAUUAGAGAAAGGAAAGAUUGGAUGCAUACAAGAAAGCAUGCACAACUACCAAGUAAUUGCAAUGAUUGUAAUCUUAGGCCCAAAGAUGCAGUAUAUCCAGAAUUUAGUGCAAGAUCACGUGAAAGAAGUUAUGUCUGAGCGAUUACAGCAUCCUUCUGGUGCUUUGAGUCACCAACGAGACAAGGCUGAUCAUUUCAUUUCAAAGCCAAGCUUCAUGGCUUCUUGCAGUGCCUUUGGUCCUAAGAGAAUUGGCUGCCUUGUUCGAGUGGCUGCUGAGACAACUGAAUCAGUUUAUAACUUUCUACGACAUCAAUUGGCUCCCUUGGAACCAAUGAUUGGGGUGCCACCGUACAGAUAAAGUGAUGUUUUUCUGAAAGAAUUUUUAAUUGCGGACUAAUAUGGUAGUUUUACAGUCUGUUUUGUUCUUGUACGUUAUAUAUAUUUCUAGUUAUCAGUCUGCCCCUGAUUUAAAAUUUUGCUGUACUUCCUUUAUCAAAAGCCAUGUUUUGAACCAUUUAUUCCUAUAUUAAUCAUUGUGUUGUGCAUGGAGGAUGUGAAGAAUCAUGCAUCACCAUUUAUGGUGGUCCUGGCUGCUAUACGUU